UCGCUGGAUGAUCCUCUUCAGCCUCUCAGCUCGCUCAGACUUCGUGCAACACUUUACAUAGCAACACUUUGCUUCUCCACGCCACGGUGCUUGGUGUUGUUGUGCUUGCAAAGGAUCUCGCAGCGUGGAUUUCAAUAGUCUGAGCAGUCCGUUGGACAUUUGAACUUGUCACGUCUUUUAGUUUAUUUACGCGACGUGCAAACAGGAGGCAGUUUGUUGCGUGAUAUUUACGCCAGAAAGAAAGCGACAGCUCAAUGAUUCGGCUCUAAGUCCAUGAAAACAGGAGCGGCACCAAUCCCCGAGAGACGGCGGCAACUUCACCUGAACAAAAGACAAGGCAUCAAGAGACAGACAUGGGCCAUGGCGAGGCUUCAGCACGAGGGACGACGGUCAUGACGGGCGACUGCGUAACAUGCGUCAAAUACCUCAUGUUGAUCUUCAACACCUUCCUUGUUAUGGCAGGGUGUUUCCUCCUCGGUGUGGGAUUGUUGGUGUUGUUUGGAACGGCAGUGUUGAGUGAAAUGCUGAUGCAACACCCCGUGUUGUCAAAAACCGUCUUUGCCGUGCUGGGCAUCGGAGCCUUGCUCUUCCUACUGGGCUUCGUGGGCUGCUGCGGAGCCCUCCGUGAAAAUAGGUGUCUGCUCUUCUUUUUCUUCAUGCUCAUCUUCGUGGUCUUUAUAGCAGAGCUGGCUGCCGGGGUUUGGGCCUACACGCAGCGUCAAAAGUUCUUUGUUGAAGAUUUACAAAAAGAGAUGCGGGAAAAGUAUCAGGGCUAUGCGCCCGAUGACAAGUAUUCUACAAUAUGGAAUAAAUGGAUGGUUCAACAUGAGUGCUGUGGCAUAAAUGGAAUAGAAGAUUUUGAGGGCAGUCUGUUUCGUAGGAAAUACAAUCACACAGUCCCAACAGCUUGCUGCCUGCAGCGUAGCCCGGCCGGGAAUUUAGAGCAUGCUGAUAUGGAUAAAUGCCUUAAUGGCUCGCAAGAUCAUAUCAACGCACAGGGUUGUUAUAAAGCAGGCUUCAAAACCUAUGAACUUUACCUCUAUUUAGCGGGAGCGUUGUUCAUUCUGGUGCUCACCUUUGAGCUUCUCGCCAUGUCCGUGGCUAUGUGCCUCUUCAGGGGACUCCAAUCCAUGUAGUCUGUUUGGACCUUUUCUUUUCCAAGGAAAAAUAGGGAAUACGCAAGGAAGAAGAAAUUCAACACUUUGGAAUUGUUAUUGAACUCAUUUUCUAUUUGAAAUUGUUUAGUUGGGGUAGCAAAAAAAAAAAAAAUGUUCUUAAAAUGAUUGUACUUCACAGCUGGACUUUUGAGGUACUUGGUGACACAGUAAUACAUGUACUGGCCCACAAAAGAAAAAGUGGGAUAUGGAAGACAAAGCUGAUGUAAAAAGAUUUUGUGUUCAGUGGAAAGUGUCAUUUGUGGACCAGGUCUUACACAGACUGGGUGUAAAGUAGACUGGACAUGAGUACCAGAUGAACCCUUAGCAGAAGGCACUGCACUGACUUUUGGAUGAAGAAUAUUUAUAUGAAGUAAAUCUGGCUUAAGUGUUUCAGAUGGCUGUGACCCUUCCCCUUUGUUACUGUGCAUAGUGACGCGGUCCUUCCACGUGCCCUUUUCACAGCCACGUUUCUAGUAUGCUGUAUUAUACUGUAUACGCUCUGUAGGUGAGUGUGUGUACAUACUUGAUGCAUUUUUCAAAUGUGUGUAAACUAUUUUGUGAGCAUGUGAGCUUCACGACCCUCGCGGACUUGAACGUCAACGUGAUUUGAAAUUUCUGUUUAUAUGGCUACUCUUUCACCAUUAUGUGCUUUUAAGUGUUUGUGUAUGCAUUUGAUCUUUAAUAAAUGGCAUUGGAAAUAAA
This is a messenger RNA of Syngnathus acus (greater pipefish), 1859 nucleotides long. Its product is annotated as tetraspanin-18-like. Bases 354 to 1136 code for a protein of 260 amino acids. Lineage: Eukaryota; Metazoa; Chordata; Actinopteri; Syngnathiformes; Syngnathidae. Gene Ontology annotation, cellular component: membrane. The record is from RefSeq and is a predicted model, not a curated record. The transcript has 9 exons.